This is a messenger RNA of Cydia pomonella (codling moth), 1440 nucleotides long. RefSeq lists its product as uncharacterized. The transcript has a single exon. The coding region runs from base 1 to 1440 and encodes 479 amino acids. The record is from RefSeq and is a predicted model, not a curated record. NCBI's taxonomy places the organism in Eukaryota, Metazoa, Arthropoda, Insecta, Lepidoptera, Tortricidae.
AUGACGAACAUUCUAAAGUGCAGCAAAUGCAAUAUUGUGGUGGACGAGUUGUUAACCUUUGUGCAGAAUAAAAUAGAUGUCAUGGAUGAAGACAGUUUGUGUCGGAUCUGUACGUCGGCUUUUGAAGUGGAAAGCAUAGAAAAGUCUAAGACUCUUCUUUUCGAAUCUAUUCCUACAGAGAAGAAAAGGAUUGUUCGUAGAAAUCGUAAGAGAACGGAAAAACAGAGAAGAGAUGUUGAGGACAUUAUAAGCUUAUUUAAAGGUACGGAUCCUGAGCUAGUACCGACUUUUGUAGCUCGAGAUAUUCACCUUCUCCCACCUGUGACAUUCGAUCAUGUGGACGUUACUGAUUUUCUAAAGAAAAUAACCGUUAUGCGAGCGGAGAUAGAAGAUAUUAAAUCGAAUUUUGUGACCCAGGAACAGUUAGUAAAAUUGACGAGAAAAAUUGAAUCUUUUGAGUACCGGCAGAAUACAUCAACAUCACACAACGGUCACUUUUUAAACGUGAACAUGCAGAGAGGUGCAUUUAUCGGAGAUAGCGGACCGAAGGGUUUUUCGUACUGUGACCUGUCUAGUCGUAGAUUGUCGGACGAGUGUGCAUCCCCUUCACCUAUGGCAGAAGAGGCUUUGAGUGAGCGAGCAAAGAAAUCGGAGGAGUGCACGGACGUAGGCGAGUCGACACAUAAUGGCGAGCUAGUGCUUUCUUCCUCCCACUCUCAAAAUAACUCGCUAUCUGCAUCCCACUCGCACGAGUGUGGGGAUGGCAAUCAAAUGGCAUCCUGUUUUAACAUGCGUGGGUUGCCAUCUAACGAUGAUGUAGUGUUGUCCCGCUCACCACAACGAAGCAGUCCGAAAGCGCCACCGUGUCGUCUGGCUCCGGUAGAAAAUGUAGAAAUGGCGUCUCAUAACUACAAACAAUUGGAUUUGAGUUUGAGUGAGAGUGUCGAUAUAAAUCGAAAUCUAAGUGAACAUAAAGUUGCUUUGCAAAAUACCGGGGAUUUGACGAGUAGUGAUAAAACCAAAGGGUGGGAAGUUGCGGAAUCGCGUAAACACCGUGCAAAACGAAACCGCUUUGUUGGCAAGAUGGGCAUGGCUCGUGCCGGGCCGGAUGCGAAGUUUAAGGCUGCGGAGGUGAAGUUACCGUUGUUUAUCACCAAAGUUGCUAAGCAAACUACCAAAGAGGACAUCGUCGAAUACAUUGAAGCUAAAACUGGGCAGAAAGUGACGAUGUAUCAAAUUAACAGCAAGGAUCCUAGGAAACGUCACAACUCUUUUAAGUUUUACGUAGACAAGAUGUUGGUGCCCGUGUUUUUGGAUGUGAAGCUAUGGCCGGCGGGCAUAGUAUUUAGGCGUUUCAUGCCACAGAAGCCGCCUGCAACAACUAACGCCCCGAGGGCUUCGACUGCUGCGAGCCGUAUUGACGAGACACUACAAACUUAA